UAAUUUCUGCCAAUCCAGAUGUACUGUCAGCAUUAGGAAAAGAAGAGUUGCAGAAAGUAAAGAAAAAUCUUGAAAUGGUGCUGUCAGUAGUUCAAGUAAAGAAUAAACAACUGGAGGAAGAUCUGCAAAGAGAACAGCAGUGGCAUGAGGAUCAGGAGCAGAUCGUACUUUCUCUUAACAGAAUUGAAGAAGAGACAAAGAUCAACAUUAAACAGCGUUCCAAAAAAAGAGCAUUUAAGGAACUGCAACAUCAAAUAUUGAAACUAAAGACAUAUAAGGAAGAACUCUUGAAUGCUCUGGGUGAAUUCCUAGAAGAACAUUUUCCCCUUCCAGAGAAAUGUAGAAGUGCUAAAAAUAAUAAG
Messenger RNA from Phaethon lepturus (White-tailed tropicbird), 362 nucleotides. It is a transcript of the gene CENPK, whose product is annotated as centromere protein K. The transcript has 4 exons. Gene Ontology annotation, biological process: kinetochore assembly; mitotic sister chromatid segregation. The annotation marks the transcript as partial. Lineage: Eukaryota; Metazoa; Chordata; Aves; Phaethontiformes; Phaethontidae. The record is from RefSeq and is a predicted model, not a curated record. Gene Ontology annotation, cellular component: nucleus.